AUGGAGUCAAGAGCAUUCACUGUUCUGAUGCUCCUCUGUUUUAUCAAUGUCAAUGACCUUCAUCCCCUCGUUCAUCUAUGUAAUGGACUUCAUUUGUGUCAUAAAAAUGCAAGUCUGACAGCACUGGAUGUUCUACCAGGUGGAGGCUGGGAUAACCUGCGCAACAUAGACAUGGGACGAGUGAUGAAUCUGAGCUAUUCCCACUGUCAGACCACGGAGGAUGGAGUCUAUCUCAUUCCAGAUGAAGUCUUUGUUAUUCCACAGAAAGAGAGUACAGUGGAAACAAACUCUGAGAUCAUCAGGUCAUGGAUGAAUCACACAAGCUCUACCUCAAGCUCCAUCAAUGCAGACGCUUCCUUCCUUUCGGUGCUCAAUGGAAAAUUCUCAGAAGAAUAUCAACAUAUGAAAACUCGCCAAGUGAAGGACAAUUCUGUAACAUCAAGAGUUCAAGUCCGAAACCAUCUGUACACACUAAAGGCAUAUCCUGACUUCACUUUGGACUCCCGCUUUGCUCAGCAGGCAGUGGAAAUAGCACACGCCAUUGAAAAUAAUCAAACACGCCUAGAAAUGUAUCUGUCAGAGAAACUCGUACUUAAAUAUGGCACCCAUGUCAUCACAAGUAUUGAUGCUGGAGCCACUUUGGUGCAGGAAGAUUAUUUAAAAAGGUCCUAUGUCCCUGACACUCAGUCAGAUUUGUCUUCUCUUUCUGCAGCAGCAGGCUUGAAGUUCUUUGACAAUCUUAAAUUUGAUGUUGGUGGCAAGGGAUCCCAAGACAACACUGCAGUUCAGGAAUAUGAGAGAAACAUUGCACAUUCAGUAAUGCUGAGUCAUGGAGGAGCUUUAUUCUAUCCAGGCAUCACACUUCCUAAGUGGCAAGAGAAUACACUCAAUAAUCUGGUGGCCAUUGACCGCUCUGGGCUGCCACUGCACUAUUUUCUUAAUCCAUUAACAUUCUCAGACCUCCCAACACAAACGGUUAAAAAACUGGCCUCAUCAGUUCAUCAAGCAAUAGAACGAUACUAUAAAGUGAACGCUGUUCCAGGUUGUGUAAAUGUUGAUUCGCCAUAUUUCAAUUUCCAGGCAAAUGUAGAUGAUGCGUCUUGUGAAGGUCCAAUCACCAAUCUUAGCUUUGGUGGCAUUUACCAAAGAUGCACUCCAUUGACAUCAGAUGGAGAUGCCAUCUGUGAAGAGACAGCACAGAAAAACCCAGCCACCGGUGGUUACUCUUGCCCUCAGCAUUACAAUAACACCUUGUUACACUCUGAGAUUGUAGAAAGCCAAUAUAAGGAAAGCUCAACACAUACUGAAGAUUGUGGGUUUUUUAAAUGGUUUACUUGUCCUCACCAGAAAAGCGAUUAUAUUCCCCAUGUCCGUCGGGCAAAAGUGGAUACUUACUGGUGUUCCACAUUUCAGAAAACUCUAGAAUACUCUGGCUACCUGUUUGGAGGACUAUAUGGACCAGAUUUACAAAACCCUCUGACAAAAUCCAACAAUUGUCCUCCAGACUAUUUCACGCUAAAGUUCUUGUCUAAUGGCAUGAUGAUUUGUCUGAGUAAUGAUUACGAGGCUGGAACAAGAUUCUCUGUACCUUUUGGAGGCUUCUUCAGCUGCACUUUUGGUAAUCCUGUAGCAAAUAAUCAGUUUCGCUGUCCGCCUCAGUUCAGCCAACAUCUCGCUGCCAUUAGUGAUGGCUGUCAGGUUUUGUACUGUGUCCAGUCUGGUGUGUUCACUGGUGGCCUGUUAAAACCCGUCCUCCUUCCACCAUAUAAAAAACCACCAGUAAUCAGCAUUUCUGCAACAAAGAAGUAGCUGUAAUGACCUAAGGUGAUUGUUCAAAUGUAUGUGUUGGAGAAACUAUGUGACAACUUUUAGAGCAAGGUCCCAGAUCAAUUAAAUGGACACUAAAAGUGUAGAGAUGUUUCAGCCAGGUCUUCCAGUAACACACUGCAUGAGAACAUCCUGCUUAAAACUACCAGAUCCAAAAAGUACUAGUUCAGGAUGCAAUGAAUCUGGUAAAAAUGCAGUGACUGUCCCACAUACUUACACUGAAAUUAAUCAUUUGUUACAAUGUACUUAUUAAGUAAAUGCAUGUUUUUACAUUGACCUUAUGAUUGAAUACAUACAUGCAUGUACUGUAAUCACAUCUGUAAUUCAUUUCUGAAAUAACAUCUUUAAUUAAACUGUUGACCAUCCCUUACACAUUAACCCAACCCUUAAACCUACCCAUACUACCAAACCUUUCUCUAACCCUACCCAUAUAACACAUCAAAAACCCCAGAAGUGUUCUGCAAUGUAUUAUGAACACAGU
This is a messenger RNA of Danio aesculapii, 2308 nucleotides long. Its product is annotated as macrophage-expressed gene 1 protein. The coding region runs from base 1 to 1809 and encodes 602 amino acids. The transcript is spliced from 2 exons. Gene Ontology annotation, biological process: defense response to bacterium. Lineage: Eukaryota; Metazoa; Chordata; Actinopteri; Cypriniformes; Danionidae. The record is from RefSeq and is a predicted model, not a curated record.